This is a messenger RNA of Trichogramma pretiosum, 2415 nucleotides long. RefSeq names its product nuclear pore complex protein Nup85 (gene Nup75). The transcript is spliced from 9 exons. The coding region runs from base 162 to 2099 and encodes 645 amino acids. The record is from RefSeq and is a predicted model, not a curated record. Gene Ontology annotation, molecular function: structural constituent of nuclear pore. Lineage: Eukaryota; Metazoa; Arthropoda; Insecta; Hymenoptera; Trichogrammatidae. Gene Ontology annotation, cellular component: nuclear pore outer ring. Gene Ontology annotation, biological process: protein import into nucleus; mRNA export from nucleus; positive regulation of DNA-templated transcription.
UCGGCGCGUGUGUUCCAGCUAACCUUUUGAAGGGGUGAAUUGCAAAACGAACACAAAGCAUAAGUGUGAAUCGUUAUCAAGUUAGGCAUUUUAAUUAAUCUCUGAAAUAAGAGUUAGAGUUUUUUUAACGUAGAAGGAAAUCUGCCAAAUUAUUGUUCAUCAUGACUGAAACAAGCAAAUCACCUAUAGUUGCAAUACCAGAUGAAUUGUGCAAAAGAGCAGGUGCUGCUGCAUCAUGGGUUGGUCCCAAUAAAUUGGCUUUUUUUCCACACAAACAUGUUGGCAUCACAUCUGCAGAUCAAAUUAGUCAAUUUGCUUCUAAUGAAGUAAAAGUUCAUUUUUUAAGGCCAGAAGUAAUUUUAUUUUAUCCAGCUUUACGCAAACUAGUUAAUGAAAGCAAUGGAGUAUUUUUGUCAAUCCAAAAAUUGAAAAUUUCUCAAACAGCUAAUAAUUGUAAGCCAGAAAUGUUAAAGUACAGUAAGCAGUACCGUUCAAUUUUAAGAGCAUGUGUUGAAGAAUUACAAGACCUGGCGGAAAAGAGUGUACCUGAAAAAAAAGCUCUUUAUGAAAAUCUACAAACUAUAUUUUACAACUUGGAAUGUGUUUGGCAUUUGACAGAAAUAUUGUAUGUUGAUGUAAUCCAAGGUGAUGUUGUGUUGCCCCAACUUUUGGAGUGGGUUAGAUUCCAUUUUCCAUCAAGAGAAAUAAUGGCUAUGAAAAUAUUGGCCAGAAAGAAAAUUGGAGCAGAUCUUGAAAAUGUAGACUAUUGGGAGUCUGUAUUUGGCUGUGCUUUACAUGGUAAGCUUGAUAUUGUUCGAGCUCUACUUACUUUACACAGUAAAGCAGAUCAUUCAGCCUUUUUGGCAGCUGAAAAUUCUUUGAGAAACAUGCCUGUAUUCAAUGUAUAUGGAGGCUACUCAAUAAAAGAAUUCACUAUUAGAUGGAAGCAAUGGCAGAUGAGUUUGUCUCAGAGUAUUGACAGCAAAGCAUUCAGUAUAGAUCCUAUGCUAGAAUCUCUUAUGAAGUUGGUUGUUGGUACUGAACUAUGGGAAUUUUCAAAGUAUGCAGAAGCAUGGUAUGAACUUUUGGUGGCAAAAUUAUUGUAUACAGCACCAUGCUGUAAGCAGCCUGAGCUUGCUCGUUAUGCAAAUACUAUUGGUAUGAAAUGGCAAACUGUUAAAAAAACAUCACUGCUAGUAUUAGAUAAUAUUUAUCUUGCUUUAAUGGAAAGUGACUUGCAUCAAGUCAUAAAAGAAAUUCAGUACAUGAAUGAUAAUGGAUGGUUUGCUGCUCAUUUAACUGAUUUGUUGUAUCACUGUGGCCGAUUAAACAUAGUUGACAAAGAUCAAAUCAAUGUUACAGAUAUGCUUCAUGAAUCUCUGAUACUAGAUUAUGGCAGCACAAUGAUGGGUCAUCAUUCACUCUGGCAAUGUGGUGCAAGUUACCUUGAACAUUGUCCAGAACAGGGUCACGCAAGAUUGGAGGUGCUCUUACAGACAAUUCCUUUAGGAAGUGAAGCAAGAAUUCGUAAAAUAAUUGAUGUUGCCAAACAAAAUAAUAUGCCUGAAGUUGUGAGUAGCAUCUGUAAAAUUCAAGGAUUAAAGUGUAUAAAGCAAAAUCGUUUAGGAAAUGCCUUGGCUUGGGCUCUAAAAUCUCAGGAUGUAUUGUUUGCCACUCACAUCGCAGAUCGUUUUCUACGACAUUACGUCGACCAUGCCGAAAUUCAAUGCAAAGAUCUACUGGAAAAUCUUGGUAGCUGUAUGCUUGUUAGUGACAGACUCACCUUUUUAGGGAAAUACUGUGAAUUCCAUCAAAUGUACGGUAUUGGAGAAUUCAGGGAAGCUGCCAGGCUAUUGGUGUCUCUCAUAGUAUCAAAUCUCGCCCCAAAAUACUUUUGGAGCAUCCUAUUAACCGAUGCCAUUCCACUGUUGGAAACCGACGAUCUUGUGUUUUCCUCGCAAGACACUUACGAACUCUUGCGAGCCGUCCAACGGCGUGGAGACGAUCCGAAAUUCCAAGACAAAGUAUCAAUAUUUCGGCUGGCCGCCGCGAGAAAUCUCUCGCGAGCCAUCAUCGUCGAGGGUAACAGGCCAGACUAAUGACGAUUUUUGUGUACAAACAUAACAAAUUAUGUAUAUAAAAUAGGAAUAAAAUAUUUUUGCAAAAAUAAUGAUAAAUUUUCCGUCAUCAGCUGCGUGAGCAAUUUUUUAAAAGCGUUUGUCAUGGGAUUCGAGCUGAAUAAUUUUUCGUUGUUUUUUUUUAUGAUUUUACUCGUCGAUGAAUUGGUUAUUUUUUUUUAAUAUACAUUUUACCAAGAAAACCACUGAUUCACAACAAAGCAAUUGUUAAUAACUUGUAAAAAAUCACACUUUUUUUAUAAAAAAAUUUUACGAGUUCUGUAACUCAAAAAUACAA